CGUUCAUGCCCCUUUAAGACUGAAAGUCCGUUGGAACUGUCUGCUGCUGUCUGGUCUCUGGAUAUGAGGCAGGAGGGCUUGGGGACAACUGUGGGGACAUGGCCCAGAUGAUCCGAUCCCGGCAGUAGUGACUGUCGGGGACCAGGAUGCUGGCGGGUCAAUUCGAGGCCGGGGACCCCAAGGAGGGCACCCACCUAGAGGACCUGUGCCCAGGAGCUGGGGCUGUCACGGAGAAGGCAGCUGUGGCAGCCGAAGUUCUCAUGGAGGACUGCAACGCCGGGGAGACUCCACCAUUACAGCAGCAGAUCAUCAGACUCCACCAAGAGCUUGGGAGACAGAAUUCCCUGUGGGCUGAUGUUCACGGAAAACUCCGGAGUCAUUUGGAUGCUUUGAGGGAGCAGAACAUGGAGCUCCGAGAAAAGCUGAGAGCUCUGCAGCUGCAGCGGUGGAAAGCCAGGAAGAAAUCUGCAGCGUCCCCACAUGCGGGGCAAGAAUCGCACACUCUGGCAUUGGAACCUGCUUUUGGAAAAGUUUCACCUCUGUCAGCUGAUGAAGAGACAAUGCCCAGAUACGUUGGCUGCAAGAAUCAGAGUGCCACUUUCCCGGGACAAAGAUCGUCCUCUAACAAUUCAGCUCCUCCAAAGCCAAUGAGUUUAAAGAUAGAAAGAAUUAACUCGUGGAAAACACCACCACAGGAAAAUAGAGAUAAAAGUCUUUCUGGGAGACGCCAAGACAGAAGAGCAACACCUACUGGAAGGCCGACUCCCUGUGCAGAGAGACAGGGGGUGUCUGAAGAUGGAAAGGUGGCCUCGGACACCUCUGUGCAUCCAUCUUCCCGAAGUCUGCAAAACUCGAGGAGCAGAAAAUCACCAGUGCAGGCUUCCCAGGCCUCCAUGCUGCAGGAGCAGAUGGCAGCAGCCAGAGGAGCUGAUGGAAGCUCAUCAGCCUUAGAGAGUUCUGAAGGUGGAUUUCUCAGCCACGUUCAACCUGAUGAGUUCACCGUUUCUUCCCCAAACAUUGCAGAGCUGCAGAUUUACUAUUAUGCAAAUGCUCAGACGACACACACGACCUACCCUGAUGGUUUGGAAGUUGUGCAGUUUCUUAACAAGCAGACAGGUGAGGGACGUCACCAGGACCCCGCGUGGAUCUUUGUAAAGAAGAUGCUGAAUGUGGAUGUAGAAAAGAUGCAGACCCUGAGGCCGAAGAGGGAAGAAGCUGGAAACUCCGUGCAGGAGCAUAGCUGCAAAUCCAAGGAUACACAAAGGAGCCAUGCUGCCAAGUAAGAGCCGGUCUUCCAUCCAUUGCUCUCAAACACUAUCUACUGGAUCGCAGCCCAAACUACAACAACGACAAAAGUCACUCUGCUAAUUCUCCCUGCUGAUAAACCAAGGGCAAGAAUUCAACAACAAAGACCCUGUACAGAGCCUUAGCCCUCUGAAAACUUCCAGAUACAAAGCCAACUGACUAUACUAGAUUACCAUCACAGUUAAAGGAACCCAGCCUUCUCAGAUGGGAAAAAAAUCAGAAUAAGAACUCUGGCAAUUCAAAAAGCCAGAGUGUCCCCUUACCUCCAAACAGGCCCACUAGGUUCCCAGUAAUGGUUAAUCAGUCUGAAAUGUCUGAAAUGGCAGACAUAGAAUUCAGAAUCUGGAUGGCUAGGAAGCUUAUCAAGACCAGGAGAAUCUUGAAACUCAAUCCAAGGAUGCAAAGCAAUUCAGUAAAAUGAUUCAAGAGUUUUAAGAAGCCGUUUUAAGAAAGACCCAAAUUGAACUUCUUGAACUGAAAAAUUCGCAACGAGAAUUUCAAAAUACAAGCAGAACUAUUAACAGCAGAAUAGACCAAGCAGUGAAAAGAACCUCAGGGCUUGAAGACAGGUAAUUGAGUCAACUCAGUCAGGCAAAAAUAAAGAGAAAAAAUAAAGAAAAAUGAACAAAACCUCUGAGAAAUAUGCAAUUAUGCAAAGAAACCAAAUCUAUGACUCAUUGGCAUUCUUGAGAGAAAGAGAAAUAAUAAGCAACUUGGAAAGUAUAUUUGAGGACGUAGUCCAUGAAAAUUUCCCUAAUCUCAUUAGAGAAGUUGACCUGCAAAUCCAAGAAAUAUAGAGGACCCUAGCCAGAUACUAUAAAAGACAUCCAUCCCCAAGGCACAUGGUCAUCAGAUUCACUAAAGUCAACACAAAAGAAAACAUCUUAAAGGCAGCAAGAAAGAUGGGGAAUGUAACUUACAAAGGGAACCCAUCAGGCUAACAGCAGACCUUUCGGCAGAAACCUUAUAAGCCAGAAGAGAUUCGGAGCCUAUUUUUAGCAUCUUAAAGAAAAAAAAUUCUAACCAAGAAUUUCAUAUACUGCCAAACUAAGCUUCUUAAGUGAAGAUGAAAUAAAAUCCGUCUCAGAAAAGCAAAUUCUGAGGGAAUAUAUUUAAACUAGACCAGACUUCCAAGACAUCCCCCAAAGUAGACCUGGUGAGGGAGUCCUCAGAUCCUCAGGUCCCUGGUGAGGGGGACCUGGUGAGGGAGUGCUAAACAUAGAAUUGAAAGAGCCUGCAACCACAAAAGACACUUCAGACCAUAGCCCACAAGCACUAUAAAGCAACUGCAUAAUUAAGUCUACAUAACAGCCAGCUAACAACACAAUGACAAAAUUAAAAUCAUUCAUAUCAAUAGUAACCUUGAAUAUAAAUGGGCUUAAUGCCCACUUAAAAGUCACAGAGUGGAAAGCCUGAUAAAAAGACAAGCCCCAAAUGUCAGUUUUCUUCAAGAAAUCCAUGUCACAUAUAAUAACACCCACAGGCUCAAAGUAAAAGAAUGGAGAAAAUUCUACCAUGCAAACUGAAAGGAAAAAAGAGCAGGAGUCACUAUACUUAUAUCAGAUAAAACAGACUUUAAAUCAAAAAUCAAGAAGGACAAUAAAAGGCAUUACAUAAUGAUAAAGGGUACAAUCCAACAAGAAGCCUUAACUAUUCUAAAUAUAUAUGCACCCAACAUUGGAGCACCCAGAUUCAUAAAAAAAGUUCUUCUUGGCCAACGAAAAACCUUAGACAAACACAAAAUACUAGUGGGAGGCUUAAACAUCCUACUGACAGUGUUAGAUCAUCAGGGCAGAAAGUUAACAAUGAAACUCCGGAUUUAAACUUGACACUUGACCAACUGGACCUCAGACAGCUACAGGACACUACACCCAACAACCAAAAAAUAUACAUUUUUCUUGUCUGCACACAGAAUAUAUUCUAAGAUCAACCACAUACUUGAUCAUAAAUAGUCUCAAUAAAUUCAAAAUGAUCAAAGUCAUACCAAAGCACAUUCUUGAAUCACAGUACAAUAAUAGUAGAAAUCAAUAUCAAGAUCUCCUCAAACUAUACAAAUACAUAAAAUUAAAUAACUUGCUCCUGCAUAACUCCUGGGUCAACAUCAAAAUUGAGGCAGAAAUCAAAAAAAUUAUUUGAAAUUAAUGAAAAUAGGGACACAACUUACCAAAAUCUGUGGAUGCAGCCAAGGCAGUGUUAAGAGGAAAGUUUAUAGCCCUAAAUGUCUUCAUCAAGAAGUUAAAAAAAAUCUCAAAUUAACAAUCUAUCUUUGGAAAGGAAGAAACUAGGUCAACUGAGGGAAAGGAACUAGGGGGGAGAAAAUCCCAAAACUAGCAGAAGAAAAACCACUGAAAUUAGAGAAGAACUUAAUGUAAAUUGAUAUGUAAAAAUACAUACAAAAGAUCAAUAAAACCAAGACUUGGUUUUUCAAAUAAAUAAAUAAAAUUGAUAGGCUACUAGCUAGUUUAACAAAGAAAAAGAAAGAGAAGAUCCAAGAAAGCACAAUCAGAAAUGAAAAAGGUGUUUUUUAUCAGUAUCAUAACUGAUCCCACAGAAAUACAAAAGACCUUCAGAAACUAUUAUGAAUAACUCUAAGCACACAAAUUAGAAAAUCUAGAGGAAAUGGCUACUUUCCUGUAAGCACACAAUUUUCCAAGAUUGAAUCAGGAAAAGACUGUUAACCUGAAUAGACCAAUAUUAGCUUCUGAAAUGGAAUCAGUAAUGAAAAACCUACCAACCAAAAAAAGCCCUGGACCAGUUGGUUUCCCAGCUGAAUUCUACCAGACCGAAAGCAAUCCAACACAAAACUACAUGACUCAGAAAAUAUUGUAUAAAUUGUAGUUUAUCGUAGAAUUGUUUAAGGGCUCAAAUCCCUAGAGAUUCUCAUUCUGUUUCCUCUAAUUACCCCUCCUUCCUCACCUGCAUUUACAGAGAACACACAUUGGGCAAAAUAUGUGUCUGUCCUACUGGGAAAGUUUAUCAACUCUACCUCAUAGAACUGAGAACAAAUGCGGGGAGAGCUAAUGUUUUACCAAGAUGAACUUAACCAAACAAAGAGAUAGAAAUCAAAUUCAAAGCCAAGAGCCUUACAUAUAGAUAAAAAUGGAGGAAUGAGAACAUAGCAUUUAUCCAGGAAUCAUGAGUUAAUCAUGUUACCAGGCUUUAGGGCAAGGGACUGGGUGAACAGUCAAUGUAAUAUUACAUGCAUAAUUCUUUGAAAAUGUCAAGGAAUAGGCCGGGGGCAGUGGCUCACGCCUGUAAUCCCAGCACUUUGGGAGGCAGAGGCAGGCGGAUC
This is a messenger RNA of Symphalangus syndactylus (siamang), 4597 nucleotides long. It is a transcript of the gene TCP10L, whose product is annotated as t-complex 10 like. NCBI's taxonomy places the organism in Eukaryota, Metazoa, Chordata, Mammalia, Primates, Hylobatidae. The record is from RefSeq and is a predicted model, not a curated record.